AAGAGCAACGUAAUAGCCAGGGCAGCCAAUGGGAAUAAAAGCUUAUACAUAAAUCUGUCAUGACCUAGUAGUGCAGACUGUUUAAAAACAGUGAUCUCCACUUAGCUUGUAAAUGCACAUCGCCCUCUUUCUCACUCAUAUAUUCUCUCUGCCUCUCUCUCUCUGACACACACACACACACACACACACACACACACACACAGGCUCCUGGAUUUGCAGAAGACAGACAUCUAGGACACUUCUUGGCAUCCACAGGAAAAUCAUAUGGGAUUAAAACCCCCCAGCAGACUUGCUGAAAACUGCCUCUCGAGGGUUACAAACUCACCUUUUGCAUUUACAGCUGCUUGUUUACUAUCCAUGUGGUAACCUGUGGACAGCCAGAAAUCCAUUCAUUAUCCCCACUGAUUGAGUGCGGGAGCAGCGCAGUGCUAACUACUUCACUCAGCUGACGGCAGACAACAAAAGGAGGAAAAUGAUGAAUUCGGACAAUUUAACCUCCCAAAGCUUCCUCUCUGCGAUUCACAGCAACACCAGCAAUUUAUUCUCAGGGCUCCAGUUUGUUCAGUCCUUCAAGCCACUCAUCAUCCCCUGCUACUCGCUGGUGGUUUUUAUUGGUGUCAUUGGGAAUUACCUUCUCAUCUAUGUCAUCUGCAAGACAAAAAAAAUGCACAACGUCACCAACUUUCUGGUAGGCAAUCUGGCUUUCUCAGACAUGCUUAUGUGUGCAACCUGUGUGCCCCUGACCCUGGCCUAUGCCUUUGAGCCCCGGGGAUGGGUUUACGGGCGCUUCAUGUGCUACUUUGUUUUCCUGAUGCAACCCGUCACGGUGUUUGUGUCUGUCUUCACCCUGACUGUCAUAGCCGUGGACAGGUACUGUGCCACGGUGUACCCGUUCCGCAGGAGGCUCACCAUCCCCAUCUGUGCUUACAUCCUGGCUGCUAUUUGGCUGCUGAGCUGCACUUUGGCUGCCCCAGCCUUGGUGCACACCUACCACGCAGAGUUCCCGGAGCUGGACUUCUCCAUCUGUGAGGAGUUUUGGUUCCACAUGAAAAGAGAUCGCUUGGCUUACGCCUACAGCACCCUCAUCAUCACCUAUGUGUUGCCUUUGGCUGUCAUCUCUCUGUCCUACCUGAGGAUCUCAGUCAAGCUGAAGAACCGUGUGGUCCCAGGCAAUGUCACCCAGGGCCAGGCUGAGUGGGACCGUGCCAGGAGGAGAAAGACUUUUCGCUUGCUGGUCUUAGUGGUGGCAGCCUUUGGAGUCUGUUGGCUGCCCCUGCACAUCUUCAACAUGAUAAAGGACAUCGACAUCAGCUUGAUUGACAAGCAGUACUUCAACUUCAUCCAGCUGCUGUGCCACUGGUUUGCAAUGAUGUCUGCUUGUACCAAUGCCUUCCUCUAUGCCUGGCUCCAUGACAGCUUCAGGGGAGAGCUGAAAAAAAUGUUUGCCUGGAGGAAGAAGAAAAUUGGACCUGCUACAAACUGCAUUAUGGCCAGUGUGGUGCUGUAAAAGAGAGCUGGUGGGAGUGCCCCUCCUUUGUACAUGAUCAUUCAACAAGAUGAUUCCCUGAAAGUCCCAGAGAGGAGCUGCAGAUGCAUCUGAGGGAAUAUCCAGAAGAAGAUAACAGCAAAAAUCUAUACCUACAUUUCCUACAAUUCCUACAUUUCCAUGAGGCACUGGAGCAAGAGGACUGCAAGGAGAAGCUUGAAGCUUUCAGCAUGGAGAGGAGCUCUGCCUCUCCUGCUCAGCACAGCUCUGGGUCUCCAGAUAAGAUGCUGGAAAGGCAGCUGGUGGCUCACAGAACAGGAGUGGCUUUUUUGCAGUGCUUUGUCAGAGGCUGGUGCUGGUGUGGGCUGGGGAUCACCCAGUGCAGCUCAGCUUCUCCCAGCAGCAUCACCAGAAGGGUGACUGCUCAGCCUGGGGCAGCUCUGCUCUGGGGAGGCUCGAGGUGUUUUCUCUCUUUCUCGAGCUUCUCAGCCACAGGGAGAUGUGUUUGUUUACUCCAUCACACCCACAAGACAGCUGAAAAAUGGUGACAUGGUGCACUGUCCCAGGCUGCCACCACCCCAGCUCGAGUUUGUGACCUGCAGUGCUUGGGAGUGGGAAGGAGAAGCAACAGCCUGUGCUGGGAACCAGCCCCAUCUUGGGCUCCUGGAGACAGGGCAAGAAAGAAAGCAAAAAACACAAUUUCUGAUCUUCAAGCUAACAAUAACCAGCCAAAGGGUAAAUCUGUAACCACCCAGAGGCUGUUCCUGUGCCAGUGUAGGAGGCACUCAAGCCUUCUGGGAGCGUGGUCCCUCACCUGUGGCGUGUCAGCUCGGUGUAUUUGCUUUGUGGUAUCUUUCUGCCCUUCCCUCACCCCCUCAGUGCAACAGGGGCAAGCCAGGAAAAAGCAGGAACAUUAGGGUGAGGUCCACAUCCCAUUUCUGUAUGGUCCAGAGGCAGAGGAGUUGAGGGCAGAUGCACUUGUGAAAGGGUUUUUUAAAUAAAAAGAAUUGAAAGGUUAGUGAUGGAGUUCCAAGGUAAGUGUUCAACCAACCCACUCCUCAGCAAUGGGAGAAAACUCUGGAGGAAGUAAGAUAACAAAAAAUAUCAUGUGCAAGAGCUAGCUAUCAGCUAAAUAACAAAUAUAUAAUACAUACAAAGUAUUUCAAAUCAUUAACAUGACAAAAUUAUUACUCAGCUUUGGAAUGAUUUCCCCUCGACUGUUGGAUCAUUUUAAAAUUCAACAUCUGUUGUUAAUAUGCAUAGAUUAAAAAAAAUAAAAAUAAAUUUGAAACCAUCUGAAGCACUCAACAGCAUAUGGCAGACCUGUUUAAUCUUAACAAGUCAAUAAUAUUAUAAUUGUGAAUCACUUCUUCAUUAAAACAUGUAUUAAUGUCUGUUGCAUAAAA
This is a messenger RNA of Taeniopygia guttata (zebra finch), 2892 nucleotides long. It is a transcript of the gene PRLHR, whose product is annotated as prolactin releasing hormone receptor. Gene Ontology annotation, biological process: G protein-coupled receptor signaling pathway. Lineage: Eukaryota; Metazoa; Chordata; Aves; Passeriformes; Estrildidae. Gene Ontology annotation, cellular component: plasma membrane; neuron projection. The record is from RefSeq and is a predicted model, not a curated record. Gene Ontology annotation, molecular function: neuropeptide binding; neuropeptide Y receptor activity.